AUGAGAUGGCCCUCUGGUCUAGACUUGAGGACCUGGUCUUUAGAAUCUCAACUAACUGAUCUGUCCUUGGAAAUUCAGGACUUGUUAGAAUCAGAUUUUACUAUUAAUUUUGAUCAUGCAAUUCCAUUCACUGGUGGAUCAUCAAUUAAGUUAAUUUGA
This is a messenger RNA of Diversispora eburnea, 159 nucleotides long. The record is from the annotation of a GenBank genome assembly. Lineage: Eukaryota; Fungi; Glomeromycota; Glomeromycetes; Diversisporales; Diversisporaceae.